This is a messenger RNA of Lytechinus variegatus (green sea urchin), 1101 nucleotides long. RefSeq lists its product as uncharacterized. The transcript has a single exon. Bases 190 to 948 code for a protein of 252 amino acids. NCBI's taxonomy places the organism in Eukaryota, Metazoa, Echinodermata, Echinoidea, Temnopleuroida, Toxopneustidae. The record is from RefSeq and is a predicted model, not a curated record.
UCGAAUACAGAGGUGGGCCUACAUGUACUUCUUUACUGAUAGAGAGGCGCUGUACUUCUUAUAACCACGAGCCUUAACCCCCUUGAACUCUCCUUUAUCUGAGAGGUUUGGUAACGUCAGCAUAGACACUGCAACCGGAACGGUCGAUAGGAGUAGUGUGUAUAUUUUACUUAAUGCAGUCUGAUAGAUAUGGAUCUUCAAUACGAUAUGCUGAAUUUUGCUCAUUCUGGAGCCAAGAAAAAAAUUCCUGGUCAGAAGUUUGCUGGAGGUACUAAAGAUCUGAAUCACAACGUGCCGGUAGCUCUACCAAGAGCUGCAGUCUCACGCACAAAGGUAAGCCAAUGUGCCAUUCUUCCACCAGCACCCGGUAAUCCUGGAAACAUGAAGCCAAGCCAAUCUGUUUGCGAUCUUCUGGAUGGAGAUCAGCUAGAUUCUAUUGCCAAAGGGCUUAGGAACAAUGAAAGGCUUCCAAAAAUGAAGAAAGGUGUCAAUAUCGCAGGACGACAACUCGGAAAGGUCAGGCCCAAAAGGAGACGGAAGGACAGCAGGGAGUCUGCGAAUGACGUCCCGCCGGUGACAGUUGCGUCGCGCAAGAAGACGAGAAGGUCUGGUAAAAUACAGCGCAGUAACCAGAGAGCUGAGGAUGUCGGUUCUUCCGACCGAGCACCAUCACAUCGUCAAGGUCAUCAAGAGAAAAGGCGGCGCCGAAGACGAAGAAAGCGCCCUCACCCCGAACCACCUCCACCGGAAGGUCAGAUCCGUCGGAACGAACAGCUUCAUAUUCUGGCAACAAACCCUUGUCGCUCAGACCGUCUGAUUGAGCACAAGAAGGCCGUUGAGAAACAAUUUGGUAGCCAUAGCACACAGCUCACAGAGCCUCAGAUGAAGAUUCGAAAGAGGAGACGUUCGAACAGCGUCAAGGACCCCCAGAUGGACUUUGAUCUCUGAAAAAUGGUAGCCUUUUCCCGAUAAGAAUACUGUUUCAGUAUAAAGUGAACUUUUCCAAUGAAUGAUGUGUUCAUGUUAAACUGCAUAUACACUGUUCGAAAAUUUAUCCUUAAAAAUAAAGAAGUUCCAGCCGCAUAGUCUCGAGAACACCUG